GGCCGAGGCGAGCUCAGAUGGCGGCGGCGCUGGGCGCCUAGGCGGGCGGGGGCCAUGAGCGCCACCCGACCCCAGUUCAGUAUCGAUGACGCCUUCGAGCUGAGCCUGGAGGACGCGGGACCUGGGCCCGAGUCCAGUGGGGUCGCCCGCUUCGGGCCGCUGCACUUCGACCGCCGGUCCAGGUUCGAGGUGGCUGAUGAAGACAAGCAGUCCCGGCUGCGCUACCAGAACCUGGAAAAUGAUGAGGAUGGAGCCCAGGCCUCUUCAGAGCUCGAUGGGGGAGUCAGCACAAGGGAUUCUGGGCGCAUGUCCAUCCGUAGCUCUCAGUGGUCCUUCAGCACCAUCAGCAACACCACCCAGCGUUCCUACAAUGCCUGCUGCAGCUGGACCCAACAUCCUUUGAUCCAGAAAAACAGAAGGGUAGUUCUGGCCUCCUUUCUGCUCCUGCUGCUGGGGCUAGUGCUUAUCCUGGUCGGCGUGGGACUGGAGGUGGCCCCCUCUCCAGGUGUCUCCAGCGCCAUUAUCUUCGUGCCAGGUUUCCUGCUGCUAGUCCCGGGAGGUCUGGCCCAGCCCCUUCUACAUAGGUUUAAUGGAGGACUCACCUGGGGUGUGGAGGACCACCAAUCUCUAAUGGCAUCUAGGACAACCUGGUGAUCUCAGAUGUGCUAAGAUCACCAUUAUGUCCAAGGCAGAGCUGCAUGGAGAAGUGGUCGGCCUUCCUGCCUUCAACCCUGAGGCGAUUCAACUGUCCCCAUCUGUGUAGCAUGCCAGCACUUGUCCUUGUGGCCUCAUCAAAGGGCACUGAGAGAUGACGCAGGCCUGGGGCCUGGAGGCUGGUAUCCCAGUUCCAGCCUGACUCUGGGGCCCUAGGCUGCCGUAUGCAUCUCUAAAUAAGGGUUAUGUGGGACAGUGCUCCCCCACCCACUGCCCUACUUCCGAGACCCAGCAGCUGGGAAGGACUAGGGAGCUGAUGGGGGUGAGAGCACAGCUCCUCAGUGGCUGGGAGGACUAGGGAG
Microtus ochrogaster (prairie vole) is the source of this 1016-nucleotide messenger RNA. It is a transcript of the gene Tmem134, whose product is annotated as transmembrane protein 134. Lineage: Eukaryota; Metazoa; Chordata; Mammalia; Rodentia; Cricetidae. The coding region runs from base 55 to 654 and encodes 199 amino acids. The transcript is spliced from 7 exons. The record is from RefSeq and is a predicted model, not a curated record.